Cylicostephanus goldi is the source of this 285-nucleotide messenger RNA. The record is from the annotation of a GenBank genome assembly. NCBI's taxonomy places the organism in Eukaryota, Metazoa, Nematoda, Chromadorea, Rhabditida, Strongylidae.
AUGAGUGAAACAGCACUUCUUUCGGCAGAAACCAGCACUGACAUACAGCUAGAAGGUGCGAAUGGUAGAGAACUAAACGAAGAGGGUUGGGAUGAUGAAGGAGGUAGGGAUUUCAACAAGGUUCCAUUCUAUGUAUAUGUCCUACUACAUCCUGUUCUAGCACCUCUCUUUCCAGAAAUUGACGUUAUUCAUAUGGACGAUGAUACAGAUAAGCUUGCUAUAAAUGCAGAAGCCAUUGGAAAUGGAGAAUACGUAGUUGUGGAAGAGGAAAUGGUAAUUUUCUAG